CUUUGAUACCAGGUUUUGGAAAAAGGCAGCUGCCUGCCGAUUGCUCCCUCCUACCACGCAGAACAAAUGCUAUAUUCAGUCUGUGUUCCAGCUUGCAGCCUGCGAAACUCCCUCCAGGAACUUUCCUGAGUACUUUUCCCCACCGCUCGAGCCACUGAAUGUCAUUCAUGCCACGGAGCGAAAACAUGCGAACUGGUGCCUGGUCAGUUCACCCGACAAUGUGGAGAAUAUGCAGUAUUUUUUGCGCUUGGGGUGUCCUGUCUUUGACAGAGGUCUGCGCGCAGUCUCUACUGGGGUCACGACGGAGACCAACGUUUACAUGCGGAGGCAAUAUAACGGAUGAUUCUGGGGUCGUUGGGAGCCCGGGAUAUCCAGGGGUGUAUCCCCCAAAUACCAAAUGUGUUUGGAGAAUCACGGUCCCUGAGGGUAAAGUGGUAGUCCUGUCCUUCCGCUUCAUUGACCUGGAGAGUGACAACCUGUGUCGCUAUGACUACAUAGAUGUGUACAGCGGCCAUGCGAGUGGCCAGAGGCUGGGCCGCUUCUGUGGGACCUUCAGGCCAGGCGCCUUGGUCUCCACCGGCAACAAGAUGCUAAUUCAGAUGGUGUCUGAUGCCAACACGGCUGGGAGUGGCUUCCUGGCGGUGUACUCGGCUGCCGAGCCGCACGAGAGAGGGGACCAGUACUGUGGAGGGCGUCUGGAUAAACCGUUCGGGUCAAUUAAAACCCCUAACUGGCCUGAGAAGGACUACCCCGCUGGGGUCACCUGCUCAUGGCACAUAGUGGCUCCUAAGAACCAGAUCAUUGAGGUGAAGUUUGAGAAGUUCGAUGUGGAAAGAGACAACUACUGUCGCUACGACUACGUGGCCAUUUUCAACGGGCCAGAGAUCAACGAUGCCAAGAGGAUCGGGAAGUACUGUGGCGACAGCCCUCCAGCUCCAGUGUUCUCUGAAGGUAACCAGCUCCUGAUCCAGUUCCUCUCAGACCUCAGUUUGACUGCAGACGGGUUCAUCGGCCACUACAAGUUCAGACCUAAGAAGUUCUCCACCACCCCGGUACCACUGACCACCACCACCCCAGCAGUUACCACCAGACCCAUACCUCUGAAGUACUCUGUAGGUCUGUGCCAGCAGAAAUGCAAAAGAAGUGGAACCGUUGAGAGCAACUACUGUACCAGUGACUUUGUGAUAACAGGAACUGUCAUCACGGCGGCGGUGCGAGGAGGCAGCGUGUACGCCACCAUCUCCAUCAUCAACGUCUACAAAGAAAGCAACCUGGCCAUCCAGCAGGCCGGCAAAACCAUGAGCACCAAGAUCAUCGUCCUCUGCAAGAAGUGUCCGUUCAUCAGACGAGGCCUCAACUACAUCUUCAUGGGCUCAGUGGACGAGGAUGGGAAGGGGAAGAUCGCCCCACAUCACUUCGUUAUGGCCUUCAAGGCCAAGAACCAGAGGGGCCUCAAUGUACUGAAGACCAAACGCUGCUGAGAUCAGCUACAUGCUGCCUGAGUGCCAGAUGUCACGAUGAGUGUUGGCUUGGAUCAAACAUGGGGUUUGGUUACAGGAAGUCCAUUAUUGAGGACUGGGUUUUGUAGUUUUAAGGACAGUGUUUACUAACUGCUCUUUAUCCUCCAUGUUCACUUUGGAUAUGGGAGGUAUUUUAUGUGGGGUCGAAAAGUGCAAUAGUUUAAUAUAUACUAUUCCCAGUGGAAUGAUUUGGUGUCAUUCUGGUGUUCUGUUUAGUACUGUCACUUAUUAGCCACUGAAAACAACCAGAUGUCACAAUGAGUGUUGGCUUGGAUCAAACAUGGGGUUUGGUUACAGGAAGUCCAUUAUUGAGGACUGGGUUUUGUAGUUUUAAUGUCACUUAUUAGCCAAAGCUUUUACGAUAAAUGGAUACAACAUAGCACUCCUCAUUAUGUCAGCUUGGUUUUGUCACCUUACAUUCAAAUGUAAUGUUUGUAAUAAAAAGUAGAGAUGUGAACUUAAAGGAAAAUUCCUCUCAAAAACGAUCUUUUAGUAUUUGUUUCAUUAGACCGUUGUUGAUAUAGUCCCAAAAUGUUUUGUAUGCCACUAAUCACUUUUUCAAGAUAUAUAACUUUCAAAAUAUCGAUAUACAGCCGGUAUGAUGCAUUUAGCCAAAAUAUAGUUUUUGGGUGGAGUUUUCCUUAAUCAAUAUAAAGUAUUUUCAUAUGAAACAAUUAGUAAAUGUUAUUUAUAUUUUAUUAUUUUCAUCUGACCAAAUAAAAAAAUAAAAAUGAAGUUUAUUAUGACGAGGUGAUUCUUCAUAUGGAGUGUCAUCUUUAAUUAAUUGA
Molecule: messenger RNA, 2308 nt
Organism: Salvelinus fontinalis (brook trout)
Lineage: Eukaryota; Metazoa; Chordata; Actinopteri; Salmoniformes; Salmonidae
Product: procollagen C-endopeptidase enhancer 2-like
Exons: 9
Coding region: 159-1481 (440 amino acids)
Molecular function (GO): protein binding
Source: RefSeq, a predicted model, not a curated record